AUGGCACCGGUUCAGGACACUCAGUUAGAGAAAGUCGUUGAUGAGGUGUUGAAGAGUGGGCAGGUCCAAGCACUGGAAGUAUUCUUACAAAGGAACAUUUGUGAAGGGACCGUCAUAAAAUGUUCCCAACAGUUUCUCACCAAGUUGGAUAAGCUUGUCACCAGGAGUUUGGAUAAAAACGAUUCAAAGUCAGCCAGUUUGGGUCUCACUAUCCUCUACAAAUGUGGGAAAAAGCUAAAACGACCUGGUGGUUGUCAAGGACUGUCAGGAAUAAUCGCUCAAGGCCUGAUCAAAAAGAUGGUGCAGUGGUUUGAGAAAUGCAGGCAACUAUGGAUUAAGUGUGGCACACAGUGGGACGAGACCUUGUUCAACCUCUCUGAAGACUUCUUUGAUGCCUUAAUGGUGGUUCAUCAAGCCUGCAAAGAGGGAACAUAUCAAAUCACAGGGUCCUUUCUUUACCCUGUUGGUCAAUUGGCAGCAGACCCAAGAAUUUACAUCCUGAUCCAAAAAGAGGCAAUACGCAAAUUCAACUUAAUUCUGGACAAGAUCCCAGUGGAGUUUAAGAAAGAGAAGAAGAUCCUAAUGUCUCAGGAGGCCUCAGAUAUCAUGAUCAAGCUGGCUGGUCAGAUAUUGAAGGGAGGUGAUUACGACCUGCAGACAGCCCUGAUGGAGGCCUUGUGCAGAAUGGCUACUCCUGGCCAGAGGAAGGAGCUGGCACAUCGAUGGUUCAGCAUGGAGCAUGUGGCCAGUGCUUUUGUCAAGAUCCAGGAUUCUGAGUUUGAGACGGAUUGCCGCAAGUUUCUGAACUUGGUGAAUGGGAUGCAGGGAGACGGGAGAAGAGUGUAUUCCUAUCCUUGUUUGGAGGUUUACCUGGACAAUAAUGAGCUGCUGAUGCCUGCUGAUGAGAAGCUUGAAGAAUUUUGGAUCGACUUCAACCUGGACAGCAACAGCGUUUCCUUUUACUUCUCUUUGGCUGAUGAGGAAGCACAGGAGAGCCAGUGGGAAACAAUUUGUAUCAAUGAGAAUGAAGUCCAAAGCUACACUGUUAAAGAGGGUGGCAGGAGCAAAAUCCUGCAUUUGAAGUUGUCAGAGGUGGUGGUCGUGGGUUCGGUGGAAGGCUCCAGUCUUACCAUCCACUUCAGCUCCUCCCUGGACAUCCUGCAGGCUGCUCGUACUGUCUAUGGACACAGCAAGAACCAAGGAUUUGUGGGGAAGACAGGCAUAUCUGUAGUAAAGACUACAGUUAAAAUACAAAUGGAAGAUAGCAUCUCCCAGGUUGUUCCAGAGAGUCAGAUGUCCUUUGGUGAAAGUGAGAAAAACACUGUUCCCUACCUAUUGGCCCCAGCUGCACCUUUACAGAUGGUGACUCCAACCAGGAUGAGGAUUUCAGAGUCUACCACCUUCAUCAGCAGUGGAGCAGGAGGAAGUGUGCAUCUUGCUAAUUCCCGCUCUGCUGUCCUGUCAUCAAGUACGUCCAAGGGUAAAGUGAAGCCGUCUCUGGAGAUGGUUCGUUCGUGUGAUAGGCAAGGUGAAUCUUACCUCGGAGAGCUCUGGAUGGCUGCUAAGACCUGCACUAAUGGCACAACACCUAACAGCACAAUAACAGCAACAGAUGGCAUGACAAAGCAGAACAUACCACUGGCAAAAGCAGUGGAAAUGGUUCUAUCUGGACAGGGAGAAGAGCAGUCUCUGGAUCCUAGUUUUGUUCCUGACAGCCAACCCAAACCUGGGAAAAGCAUAUCUCUUAACUGGAGCAAACUGUCCGUUUCUGAAAUGCUAAUGAUGCCCACACAGAAAAUCAACUCUCUGCCAAGACCUGAGUCUCGUUCAAGUUCGGUACAACAUCAGGACCGCCCUUCCUCAGCUCAGAGGUCUUCGGUUUCAGACAAACACAGCCAAAAGCAGCUCCAUAGUGAACUCACCCAGCGCUUGCAGCAGGUCCUCUGUGAGAGGAACCAAGAUCCGGCACCACAGGAGCCUCGUGCAGCACAGAGGAAAGCGUCUGAUAUUAAAGAUGACGCCAAAGGCAGGCGCACUGCAGACCCGAGUGCCACACCACUGUGUGGUCCCAGAGAGCAGCAGGCCCACAAAAAUAGCCUGGCCAAACGGAAGCGCAAACACCAGAUGUCCUUGCAGGAAGAUGCCGCUCCAAUCAAAGCUCCAGACAAGGCCUCCACAAGUAAAGCUCUGCAGAAGAGAGAACCAUCGGACGUUAAGGAUAAAACCAGUAACACCCUUUCAGGCAAAGAGAAGAGGGAUGCAGAGGUCACAGGCAGCAUGGUGAAGCUCAUCUCUAGCCGUUAUGAGAUUACCACCAAACCUUCAGGAAAAGAAACUGCAGGAAUGAUCCCUAAGAGCUGGAUCCCUCCUCUUGUCAACAGGCCUAUCUUCAAUAUGAACUGGUUAUCGGGUGCUAAAAAGGAAAAGUCUGGAACUGUAAGCCUCAUGAAGUCCCACAGCAAAACCAUAACAGAUUCUACACGUCAGAGAAAGGAUAUUUUUGCAUUCAACGUUGAUGCACCAUUGAGUGCUCGGGGAAAGAAGAAAUCCCUCUCCAGCACUUCUUUCAUAUCAAGCAGUGGCAUCCAGGACUCAUCAGCACUCAGCGCAACCAAGAAAGGAGAACCUGUGGCAAAACAGAAGCGGCACGUGAAGAAGCAUCUGUUCAGUGACACCGACACAGACUAUAUCACCACAGAUGUUAGCUGGCUCAAGGAAUCCAACAGGAAACCCAAGCCCAAAGUUACCACAUACUCCAGGCAGGCUCCUGUCAGGCCUAAAGCAGGGUCCCCUCACACUUCAUAUGAAUCACCAGGAUCACCCCUACCCUCUAAACAACCUGUCAAGGGCACUACCAAACUGAAAAAGCAGAAGCCUGAGAGAGUGGAGCAGCCGAAAAAGACAUCGAAGCCCGCAGCAGCAGCAGCAGCACCACCCCGCAGAGCUCAUGCAGCAGACAGGAGGCCCAGGAGAACUGCAGCCAUCUCUACCAAGAGCUACAGGGAGCCCGACACUGAUGACAGCCAGUCAGAGUCAGAGAAACUUGCAUCUCCCAAGAAACAUAUUGUAGGCCAGCAGGGGAAGGUGGAGAAGAGCCGUCUAGAGGUUCCAGAGGUGAAGAAGAGAAAGAACUCCUCCUCUGAACAAUCCACAGAUACACACCGCAGACCGGACAGCAACCACCAGUCGGGUCUGAAAAAGCCAUCUGGUCUGAAGGAGUUGCGGCCUAAGAAUGUUCUUCCAGAAACUUUGAAGUUUAACAAGAAAAAUGACGCCCUUGCCAAAGAUCAGAUGAAUGGAUUGAAGGAUUCCUGGGCAGCCCGCCAGACCUCUUUCUGUCCGUCCCCUCCUCUAAUCGAGAGGAUGAGAUCUGCCGAGAGGUCAGCCCCAACCUUGGGUUUGACCUGCUCCCCUCUCCUCAGCCCGCGGGGAUCCCCACUCCCUUCCUCCCCUGACCCUCCCUGCGAGGACACCCCCUCGCCAAUCCUGCUGCAACCCAAACCUCGCUCUACACUCAGCACUAAGGGGAACUUCAGGCUCUCCUCUUUCUGCAGUGUGGAAAAGAAGCGCAGCUCAUCCAAAACUCACUCCAUCCAGUCUGUUCGCUCUCUCCCUACACUCGCCCCCAAAGGUCAAACCCCCGCUUCUGGUUUCCCCACUGGACUUUGUGCAGCCGAGACAAGUCCAAUCCAGCAGAGUCUACACUCAGUGCCUCCAUCGCCUUUGUCUCCGUCCACUGAGCCCCUGUUGACAUCCACCCUCCUCGAGCUAGAGAAGCCGUACAUGUCCUCUCCUCCUCAGUCUCCAAACCCUGAAAUCACCGUCAGCCGCAGCAGCCAUUAUGGCUUCAGAAAAAUGUCUUCAGUAUCCUGGGUUUCCAGCCAGUCGUCCACUAAGUCCUCAGACCUCCCCAGUCAAGUGAAGGAAAGCCCCAAUGAUGCCCUGUCUCUGUCUCAUAAAACAGAGAAAACACCGUCUUCAGACCGAGAACAAAACUCUGAACAUCUUCUUAUCUCAGGACCAUGUCGCAAGCGCCACAUCUCAUCGUCGAGUAUUUCUGAGGAAGAUGAGAAGAAGAAAAGCAAGAUGAGAGGGCAGCGCUCUCCUCGGAUGAAACCAAGGAAGCUGUUCAAGUCCUUCACUGGGAUGUCUGCUGACACUGAGGUGAGCCACGUGAUGUCUUCCUCCCACACGCUGAGCUCCAGUCACUGCUGGGAGGCUGAGGUGGGAGAUGGAGACAUGGAUGAGGACUUCGAGUUACCUAAGCUUGCUAUGAACAAGAGUAGCAUGUUCCAGCAGUUCAGCAACGACCUGAAGAAGAAGUUCAAGAACCGUCACAACAUGGUGGAGGUUUACAACACGCAGACUCUGAAGACCGUCCAGCAGCAUGUCUCCUCCCUCAACAGGCAGGUCACCAAACACAGGACUCAGAGGCUGGAACAGGUUCAGAAGGUCCUGCUGGACGAGAUCGGCAAACUGGAGAAGAAUGACACUGUGCUUAAAAGCAUGGAGAAAGACCUGACCAUGUACUGGAAAAAGCAGGCUGUUGCUUUCCACUCUUACCAGGAGCGGGAAACCAUGAGUUUUGCUUAUGUCAUUGUCUCAUGUGUCAACUUGUCCCCUGUUUGUCCUGUCUGUCAUAUUCUGUUACCACCUCUGAAUCGUUGCUGCUCUGCCUGCUAUUCUCAGAUGUGCCUGAUAAGGAAAGACAUGAAGUCAGUUCAGGACAGACUCCUCAGCGAGAUGCAAGAGGGGGAGAUCAGCAGUGUGAAGAGAGGCCUGCAUGCUUUGUUUUUCCCCUGAUGGAGCCACAUGUUGAGCUGAAAAGCAUCCUGCUGAAGGUCACUGUAAACAAGGUUGUGUAUUACACCACGUCCUGUACACUGCGCUGUGUCAAUCAGCCGUUUCAUUUCAAAGUGUUGAUUGCACCAGGUUCUGAUUUUAUUCCAUGUGGAUGUUUUCCAUUUAUUCUGACCUGGAAGCAUUGUUGCUCAAUGUUUGUUUUUAUUGGUAAAGUUAUGUUAUUCUAAUAUUUAUCACCUGAUUAAAUGUUUUAAUCAUUUUGUUGUUCUUGAAAGUGGUACGUUCUGCU
Messenger RNA from Eleginops maclovinus (Patagonian blennie), 5092 nucleotides. It is a transcript of the gene sycp2, whose product is annotated as synaptonemal complex protein 2. The transcript has 43 exons. Gene Ontology annotation, biological process: mitotic G1 phase; female meiotic nuclear division; male meiotic nuclear division. The record is from RefSeq and is a predicted model, not a curated record. Gene Ontology annotation, cellular component: lateral element; condensed chromosome, centromeric region. The coding region runs from base 1 to 4803 and encodes 1600 amino acids. NCBI's taxonomy places the organism in Eukaryota, Metazoa, Chordata, Actinopteri, Perciformes, Eleginopidae.